ACCUGGUAGCUAAAAUUGGAUUCAAAAUGUGUAUUGGACCGUUUGUUCAUGAAGUACUAAUAAGUACUUCAUUUGUGUUUUGUAACAAAUGUUCAGAAAAAAAAUGCAUGCAUCAUACUUCUCUUCCCUUUGGAAUCACAGUUGCAUAGAGGAAUAGAGACUCAUAGUCUACACAACGUGUAAACAAAAUUCAACACAUUAUGUCUCCAAUUAAUGACAAAUCAGUGUACCAUUAUGGUGAAAAAUCAAUGAAUGUGUGGCUGUGUGCUCAUUUCUACAGGGGAGUUUAUUACAAACAAUAUUCCAGUAUCUAAGAAAAUUGCAUAUUUCAACGUGUAACUUUUGUUAGUUAGAACUGUAAUUAUACAUUUAUACCACAACUAAACUACAUAAACUCAGCACUAGACUAUGAAAUUCAGUAAAUCAGAAUCCUAUGUUUUCCUUAUUUUUUCUCUUCUUAGUCUUCUAUAGUUGUACAUUUUUUUUACGAUAGCCAAAGAAGGACCAAAGUACCUAUACAAUCCACAAUCUUUUUUGUAUAGUCAAAUAAUCACAAAGUUGCCUUGUGUUUCCCUACAAUUACAAAACAAAAGAUUUGAGUAGUCUAUUUUGCACAAAAUACAUAGUACAAUAAACAUUUUUUUUCUAUAGACAAACAAGGACAAAAGUCCCCUAGUAUUUCCAACUUGAACUAAAACACAAGUCAAAAGACACAAUCCACAGUUUUUUUUUCUAUAGUCAAACAAGGACAAAAACACCUAGUGUUUCCAUUCCAACUUGAACUAAAAAACAAGUCACAAGACACAAUCCACAUUAUUCUUCUAUGGUCCAACAAUCACAUUACCUUGUUUUGGACGGUAAUAAAUACACAAAAUACAAGAUACAAUCAACAGAUUUUUCUGUGGUCAAACAAGGUCAGAUUUGAUGAGUGUUUCUAACACAAAACAGUAAACAAAAUUACAGGAACUUCGACAAGGAGAGUGGGGAGCAACCACACUCCAGACCUUCACCAGAGCUCUGUUAGAACAGCCUCAACAGGCAACAGCACUGUCUCGGAAUCAAGGGCGUUCGCUGGUACACCACGACCUAGAUAAAAUUGACCUAUCCUCUCCCUGCUAGCUCCUCAGACCAAGACAUUGGACAUGCGAUCAAGAUAAAUACAAAAUUAACGGGUGGAAUAGGAAGGAGAGGAGGCACCAUUAUGUGUUAGCACUUAGCAGGUCUUGGUCUGAACGGAUCCAACUUCAAAGUAAAAACAACCUGAGAUUCUGCUUGAUGGAGCUUAAAAACUGAAGCAAGAUCAAUGGCCAGGGUGUUGCCUGAACAGGAACCAAAAUUCAGGCGUCUGACAUAUAGGAAAAUUCAUGGAUCGGAGUACAGUUUUGGAGCACAUGAUCACCCAUCGAGUGGUGUUUUUGAGGUGGAACCAAAGAACUGCCCAGGGUUCAUAUACAGGUGUACGGUUUUCAUAGGCCGCACAACUCUGAAUCCCUUGGAAUUUCGAGAAUUCAUUCAGAGGAUGGCCUCAGAAUACCAUGGAGAUACCUACCACCUCAUUUCCAAGAACUGUAACCAUUUUACAGAUGAUCUUAGCACCAGAUUAACAGGAAAACCAAUUCCUGGUUGGGUCAAUCGACUUGCAAGGCUAGGUGCCUUUUGCAACUGCCUUCUACCAGAAAGCAUGCGGCUUGAGUCAACUGAGACAAAGCAUCUUGCAGACUGUCGUUUCUCAGAUGGUUCCAACACCACCAGCAACGAUAACUUUGACGAAGAUGACUUGGAAGACAAACACCUUCUUCCGACGUCUUCUGUUGGUGAAGACACAAUUGUAAAAGAAGUUCACAGAUGAAUGUCUGGUGAAGCCUUGCAGUGAGUUCUCUCUGUAUUCUAAAAUGUAAUUGGUUUCAACAAUCAAUGUGCAGCUUGUCAUUCAUUGUGUACAUUGUCAUUGUAUUUUAAAAAUGUAAUGAGCUCUUUCUGUUGUGCUCUGAAAUUUUGUGUACAUUCAGUGGCUAGUCCACAUUCAUGAUUGAGUUCAUUUCACCUGUACCAUUGUCCACAUGUAAUUCGUACUGCCCUGUUUAGAUGUCUGUGAUAUAGCAUUUUGCAUGUAAUCUUUUUUUUUUGGUUAAAAUGUAAGUCAAAAGAGCAGGUGUUUGCAUAAACUUUUGGAUAGUCAAUGGUCCAUGCAUUGCUUUGGUCUA
This is a messenger RNA of Sorghum bicolor (sorghum), 2204 nucleotides long. RefSeq names its product deSI-like protein At4g17486. The record is from RefSeq and is a predicted model, not a curated record. NCBI's taxonomy places the organism in Eukaryota, Viridiplantae, Streptophyta, Magnoliopsida, Poales, Poaceae. Bases 1304 to 1849 code for a protein of 181 amino acids. Gene Ontology annotation, biological process: protein deubiquitination. The transcript has 4 exons. Gene Ontology annotation, molecular function: deubiquitinase activity.